This is a messenger RNA of Puccinia triticina, 3246 nucleotides long. RefSeq lists its product as uncharacterized. The transcript is spliced from 12 exons. NCBI's taxonomy places the organism in Eukaryota, Fungi, Basidiomycota, Pucciniomycetes, Pucciniales, Pucciniaceae. The record is from RefSeq and is a predicted model, not a curated record. Bases 1 to 3246 code for a protein of 1081 amino acids.
AUGUCAGUGACGGCAGAUGCAGAGAAAGAGGAAUGGCCAGACCCCAAGAAGUUAUUAGUUCUGGGCUUGAAGAAGCACCUCAAGAGCCGGGGCAUACCUUUUGAUUCAAAAGCUUGUCACAGUAAAUUGGUUCAAAUCUACAAGGACAACAGACCACUUUCCCUGCGUGGUAAUCCAAGCACCACUACCAAAGGCCGCGGAAAAAGAUUAUUUGUGCCUGAUCAGGCACAGGACAACCCACCGGCCCAGACAACUAAGCGUCCACGUAGAGGCCAGCUGGCAAGUAGUCAAGCGGAAUCUCCAGCGGACCCACCGCCUAGAGGCAAGCGCGUAAUCAAGCAGCCUACACACCCAACGGAGCCCCAGGCAGAGGUAGUUUCAAAGUCUAACGCGCAGCCUGGCACAAGCACCAAUGGCCUACUGGAAUCCCACAACGCCCCCUCUUGCCCAAAGCAACAGGCUGAAUCCAGCCUGCCUCAUGCAGAUGUGCCAGAGGUUUUGCCUCAACCGGAUCCUAUACCACCUGUAGUCUCAAAGACCAACACAGUGCUGGGCAAAAUUAUCAAUGGGCAACCAGAUAUCCACCAGCGGACAGAAUCUAGCCUUAUUUCAAACGGUUUACCUUGGUCCAAUCAUAUAUCACCCAUGAUCUUGCAGACCAACGCACAGCCCGGCACAAGUGCCACUGGCCAACCAGAACCCAAAAGCACCCCCCCUUGCCCCAAGCAACGGGCUGAAUCCAGCGCAAACGAAACCCCUCAGCUGGACCCUGCUUAUCCUUUGAAACGCCCACGCAGCUAUCCAACACCAAUGUUGGACCCUAUCCGCCGGCGACCCGUGUGGAUUGUUGAGCGGCAUUUGGCCACGCUUGGACCCACCCUCGCUUCCGCCGAGUGCCACUCCAAGGGGCAAUGCUUCCCAGCAGCUGCCUGCCGGCCCAGAGGCUGUCAACAAGCCCGCUCAACACCCACCAGACUAAAACACGGCCGAUCAGAGCUUAGCGGACCCACCGCCGCUGCCGCCAAUGUCACACCUAGCGGUGAUGCUUCCCCACAGCUGCCUGCCAGCUUAGAAACUGCAAACAAAUCCGCUCAACACCAACAGGACCAUAACACGGCCAACCAAAGCUUACAGGACCCACCCUUGCUGCCGCCCAGUGCCACUCCAAGGGGCAAUGCUUCCCAGCAGCUGCCUGCCGGCCCAGAGGCUUUCAACAAGCCCGCUCAACACCCACCGGACUACAACACGGCCAAUCAGAGCUUAGCAGACCCACCGCCGCUGCCGCUGAGUGCCACUCCGAGGGGCAAUGCUUCCCAGCAGCUGCCUGCCGGCCCAGAGGCUGUCAACAAGCCCGCUCGACACCCACCGGACUACAACACGGCCAAUCAGAGCUUAGCGGACCCACCGCCGCUGCCGCCGAGUGCCACUCCCAGGGGCGUUGCUUCCCAGCAGCUGCCUGCCGGCCCAGAGGCUGUCAACAAGCCCGCUCAACACCAACCGGACCAUAAGACAGCCAAUCAGAGCUUAGCGGAUCCACCGCCGCUGCCGCCGAGUGCCACUCUGAGGAGCAAUGCUUUCCAGCAGCUGCCUGCCGGACCAGAGGCUGUCAACAAGCCCGCUCAACACCAACUGGACUACAACACGGGAGAUCAGAGCUUACUGGACCCACCGCCGCUGCCGCCAAGUGUGGCUCCUAGCGGUGAUGCUUUCCAGGAGCUGCCUGCCAGCUUGGAAGCUGCAAACAAGCCCGCUGAUCACCACCAAGCGGACUGUAACAUUGCCAAUCAGAACUUACCGGACCCACUGCUGCAGGUAUUGCCUAGUUGCGACAUUGGAAUUCCUUCUUCACAUCUGGGCAAGCACCCGCCAACAGCGUCAACAGAAAGCCCGUGUGAAGAGGACUUGCAUCGGAGACGCAAGCGUUUAAAGGAGCGACAAUGGCACACAGAUCCAAAGAAACUUACUAUUGCAAAGAUCAAGGAGGUACUGACCGAAUUUGCAAUCAAACCUCGCUCGAGUGACAAGAAGGAAAACUACGUAAAGCAUUACAAAACCUUGGCUAAACAGCAAGAGGGUGUGUGGGCUAAAUACCUGGAAGAAAAGGAAUUGUGGGCAAAACACUUGGGACCGUCAUGCAAGAGGCAUCAAGCAAACAAGGAGACGCAGAAGACUCCCCAGCUUGAUCAAGAAAUACCGGUAAACGUUCCCGUCACCCAAUCCAAAACAGCAAAAGAUUCAGUAGAACCAGUUCUGGAGAUCCCCGAUCUGAUGAACCUAUCACCGGCGGUUAAUCCACCAUGCCACUUACCCUCCCACAAGCAGCCGGAACCAUCAACCGCCCAACAGUUCAAAACCCUGUUUCCUACGCAACGGCUAAUCCAAUGGGCUGCAACCGUGGAUGACGCAAUGCACCAAAUGGAUGUAGAUGAUCCCCCCAUUCACACCAACGAACCCAAUGAUCCUGCUGUACCGGGGAAUUUAUUAGAUAUUCCUAAGUCAUUACUACAAUCUAUGCAAACCAUAGCGACUGGUGUCUCAUCACUCCAAGCCACACCUGCCUCGGAUCCGACUCAUUUGGGUGCUGCCUCCCGUUUGCGCCCCUCCUCCCGAGCUGUGCCAUCAGACCAGGAAGAAGAAAUUCAUGAAACCCCCAGUGCAAGGCCCCGUGGCCGCAGGGCGACCCCAAGACCUGCACCCUCUGGACCCAUACCACAAGGUGGACCCAUCCCGGAUGCAAUAGGGCAACACUGUGCCACCCUCCUUGGGCGCGGUCUGCAAGAUCUACUCCCACCUCCUGCAACUGCUGCAGAACGGAGAUCCUGGAUUUACACGCUAGAGCCGCAAUCCAACGGACACGCGUCUGACACCAAUAGCAACAGCAGCGUCACUCGUGACAGUAGCGGAGAAAAUGACAGUGCCGGCGAAGACGGUGAGGAGGAUCACAUGGAAUUAGACGUUGAGUAUCAAAGUGGUUGGCCGCGCAACCCAAAAGCUUCCCAAGAGACCCUCCAAAUCAUGCAAUGCAUGAUGCGGCAAGCAGGGGUUCAAUCUUUCCGGCCAGAUCUUGGUUCGCCGACAAGCACGGCCGCCAACACAUUCCUGUGGGACCUUGCCGUUUGGAUCUUCAUGACAUUGGUGGAUGCUGGCAAAUACAAGGACGUUACGCGGGAGACAUGUAGUGAAGAGUUGGCUGCCACAAUGAUACAUAAUCAUGCUACCAAUAGUAUUGGGAACAAAAUAAGAUGA